AUGCUGCCCAUCAUUUGGGCCUGUCUGCUGAUUGCGGGGGCUGCAGCAGCCAAUUUGCCCAUAGUGGACCUGGGCUAUAAGCGCCACCGAGCCAGUAGCUUCAAGUUUACCAAUAUUCGUUAUGCCGAACCCCCGCUGGACUCCCUGCGGUUCGCCCAGCCCGUCCCCCCACGCAAACGCAGUCGCGAGAUCGUCAAUGGCACAGGACUGGAUAUAUCUGUCCCCAGUCUCAAGCUUGUAUAUGGAGUGGAUGGCUGCACCAACCCGCCGCUCGCUGCAGAGCGGGAUCCAUUAGAGUCGGAAGAUUGCCUCUUGCUUGGGGUGUAUGUCCCGGAAAAGGUCAUGUCCAAACGACAUAGCGCGCCUGUGUGGGUAUAUUUCCAGGAUGGAGCAUAUGUGUCUGGGUCCAAGUCUGGUCAGGAUCCUUCCGGUCUGAUCCAUACCAGCCGGGAAGAUGGGUCCCCUGGCAUGAUCUAUGUGGGAGUCGAUUAUCGACGUUUGGCGCUGGAAUUGGUACAACGGCAUAUAUCACAAUUCGGUGGCGAUCCCUCGCGAGUCACCGUCAUGAGUGUCUCGACCGGGUGGGGCUCAACCACGAUGCAGCUGACGGCCUACGGACGCGCCAUUAGUCCCCCGUUCGCCCAGACUAUUGUCCAGAGCCCAGCCUGGGAACCGGACACGAAGAUCCCGGCCACUGAGGAAUCUGUUGGAUACUUUCCUGGCAUUGUUGAAUGUCAGCAGCGUGGAAGAGGCCCUGCUUCUGCCAUCUCAGGCCUUGAUUGA
This is a messenger RNA of Penicillium canescens, 783 nucleotides long. Its product is annotated as Carboxylesterase type B. Bases 1 to 783 code for a protein of 260 amino acids. The record is from RefSeq and is a predicted model, not a curated record. Lineage: Eukaryota; Fungi; Ascomycota; Eurotiomycetes; Eurotiales; Aspergillaceae. The transcript has 4 exons.